CACAAAGUGUAGCGACGAUGCGAGGCAAGACUGCUGCGGUGUCCAGCAGCAGUGAUGGAGUGCAGUGGGGCACGACGGGGUUUGUGGCGUUUCCCCGCUCCAACGUCGUGCUGAUCGCAGACCCACGGGCCUUACAGGUUGUGCAACACUUGCACGGUCAUCGCUACCCCAUCACACAAGUCCGAUGGGAAGAACUGGCAGAGCCCCUGACACAGCGUAUGCCGCGGCUGCUCACCGGAGAUGACAGAGGCGUAGUCUACGUGUGGAACGUGGAGGAGCACGAGUCCAAGAUGUUCCCGGCCCCGUUUCUCAAAGGAAGCAAAGGAUACAGCGUCCUCGACCUCGCAUGGCUGCCCAACAAGGUGCACGAUGAGCCACCGCAGUUCCUCGUGCUGUACGCGAAUCACAUGCUCGUCGGUUUCAACACUGCCGGUCGCCAGCUCUGGACACACGACUAUUCGUCGUAUGCACCACUUCAGUUUGCCCUCAACCCGUACAACUCAUCACAGGCCGUCAUGGCCCUGCCAGACAGCUGUGUGCUGAUUGUGGACGACAUAUCGGCAUCGUCUCCGCCACGCGCAAAGCCAACAGAUCUCCACGUGCAACCGCGAGGAGACACGGGCGGGCUGCGUCAUCUGUCGUUCAACCGGCACGAGGAGCACCAGGUUGUGCUCGCAUUUGCUCAUCAGCUCGUCGUCCUCGACCUCCUCGUCCACAGGCCCGUCGCCACCGUGCACCUUGAUCGAUCAAGCAGCGCCUUCCGUUCCGUUGCCAGCUGCCCGCAUUCGCCGGUGCUGUAUUGUCUGCACGACAACCACAGCAUCAGCAUCCGCUCCCGCCUUGACCAGGCAAGCAUGACAUACUCCUUCACAGGCCAGUCUGAGGCGCUCCGGCUGAAAACAGACACGUUGCUCGGGAUCGCCGUGAACCCGCUGAACGAACGGCAGCUGUGCACCGCAACGGACGCGGGCGCCCUGCUCCUCUUCAACCCCCACACCUCGCCCGUGUCCACUGUUCCGAUCUCGCGCUCUGCUGCCAGCGCUGCGCGAUUUGGCCACAAAGUCCUCGUCCGCGCCCUCCUCUCGGCAAUGCACCAACCAACCAAAGACGAGUACACCCUGCCGGCGGAUGCGAGCGAUCAUCUCGCCCGUGAUGACGUGUAUGCAAAGACACGUGCGCUGCUUGCGCUGCUGCCGCCGUCAACACAUCGUCAGCUCACGGCUGCUCCGUCCAUCGCCCACCGCUGCCUCGCCGCCUGCCACGCGUUUGGCGACGCGUGGGCGGCCUCGUUCUGGCGCCUCGUGCUGUGCACACCGCCAUCGCACAACGCAGUGGGAAGCAGUCAGGAGCAGCAAGGUGGUGGGCUGGACCUGUUGUCCCUCGAAGAAGGAAAUGCGACCUUGCAGCAAAGCAGUGGCGUCACAACAGCGGACGCAGCGGGCAGCCAUAAUCAUGGCGAUGAAGCUGACGGUGAUGGAAAGGAUGAGACAAAGGAGCAACAACACCAGCAGGAACAGCAAGAUAACGAAGGCGAAGACGAUGAAGAGGAGGAUGUGCACGACAGCGCGGACACGGCGCGGCAGCUUCCCGUUGAGUUUGGAUCUCUUCGCUCCACGAGCCUCCGGUGCCUCGUCAUCGGUGACGAAGGAUGUGCCGUCAUCCACCCCGACCUCAGCGUUGUCGAGCGCGUGCGCGACAGAUCGCACUUGCACAAGAUUGAGGACGCUGCGUGGUUGAGUGACGACCGACUGCUCGUGUCGAUGGACAAUGGCAUGAUCCAGACCUUCACAGCCUCCCUCAAAAUUGCGGCAAUGAAUCUGAUUGCUGCCGACCGCAUCACGGAGGGCGUUGAUCUCCUCGUCACCAUCGGACACAUCCGCGACGCCUGCAAGUAUUUGCAAGCGUACGGGCGAUGGGCGGAAGCCGUAGAUCUUGCAAAGACGCGACUUAGCACCCAGGCCGCGCACGCUGUCGUGGAAGAGUAUGCGACGCACCUGUGCAGCCAUCGGCAGUUUGGCGAAGCGGCGCUGCACUUUGUGACGACGAACAACACCGAUCGAGCCGUCGAGUGUUUGCGGUCCAUGCAGCAACCGCACAUGGCUGCCCUCUUCCUCCUGCACCGCAAACACGAGCUCGACAAGACUGCUGCCGCCGCUGACGUGUCUGCGUCGUCUUCGUCCGCGCCCCAUGACCAACAACAGCAGCACCACCAGCACCACCAGCACCACCAGCAGCAGCAGGUGUCGGCACCACUGGCAACAUGCGAUCGCCUCGCUGCGGGGCCGCCGCCCAAGAGCGCCGUCUUCCUCGACUAUGCGCGCCUCCUCAACCGGUUCUCCCUCGAUCAGGAGGCAAAAUGGGUCUGCCGCCACUUCGCAAAGCUCCCCAUAUCACACCUGGAGGACGCGUAGUUGGACGGGUGUGCGAAACCAUGUGCGGAACGUUGUGCCGUUGUUGCAGCCCUCUCCCUUUCCCAUCUUCCUCUUUGUUUGUCUUUGUUGCUGGUCUCUUCCCAUCUUCUCUGCGUUACAAUCUUAUACUGGGUCAGAACACCACCACCACCACAUCACCACCACAACCCUCAACUACGGGUAGGCAUAAAAAGGAUGGCAGGAACCGUGCCGGC
Molecule: messenger RNA, 2626 nt
Organism: Salpingoeca rosetta
Lineage: Eukaryota; Choanoflagellata; Craspedida; Salpingoecidae
Exons: 22
Coding region: 18-2411 (797 amino acids)
Cellular component (GO): cytoplasm
Molecular function (GO): protein binding
Source: RefSeq, a predicted model, not a curated record